AUGAGAUUUCCUGAGAAGAAAGAAAGAAGUUGUUCUUAUUUAAGUUCUCUUACUACGUCUAAAGAAGAGAUUAGAAAAGUAAUAGUUUCUUCAAAUGGAUUAGUGUCUGUUUUUGUAUAUACUAGUAAAAUUCAAUUUUGGGAAAAUAAGAGUGAUUCAUAUAAAUUAGAACCAAUACAUAUUAAUAUUCAAGUUCAUUGUAUUGUUCCAAUUAAAGAUAAAAUAAAUGAAUGUUCAUUUUUAUGUACAAGUGAUAAAGAUAUAUUAGUUAUUAGAUAUAAUAAAGGGAAAGCUACAAGUGAAAAAAUAUAUACUCAUUCAUCAAAAAUACGUGUUCUUUCAAAUUUUUCAGAGAAUUUAUAUAUUUUUGUUGAUAGUAAGAAUAUUAUCUAUAAUGUUGAAAUAAAUCAACUUCAAAAUAAUAAGGUUAAUGAAUUUGAUAAACGUUCUCCAAUACAUGAAAAGAUUAUUAACAUUAUUCCAUGUCCAAAAGAAGAAACAAAAAAGAUUGGAAUUAUCACACAAAAUCAAAAUUGUUUUAUUUAUGAUUAUUCUACUGGUCGUUUAAAUAAUGAUUUCAAUGUAUUUCUACAACAAAGAAGAAUUAAAGUUAUUGAUAUGUGUUGGGUCAAAGGAGAUAUACCUGUUGUUUUAACUCAUGCAAAACAAGUUAUGAUUUAUUCUCCAGAAGAAGAAAAAGUAGAAAUGAAAGAUAAUUCUCAAACAACACCAUUACAUCUUCUUCCAUCUAAAAUAUUUAGAAAAGUAAUGAGUAUUAUGUUACAUGGAUUUACAGAAGAAACAAUACUUUCAAAUAUAAUUAAUAAGUAUCAUAUGAAUAUUGAUUUUAUUACAAAUGAAAAUGAUAAACAAAAACUUUGUGAAGGAAUAUGGAUAAAAACAAAUACUAUGAAAAAUGAAUAUAAUGAAUAUAUAACAAUAAUUAAUAAAACAGAAAUAACAUUAAUAGAACAAUAUAUUAAAAUUACAGAAUUAUUAAAAUAUCCACAACUUAAUGAAUUUUGGAAAUUAACAAAUAAAUGUAUUCAACAAGCAAAACAAAGAGAUAGUAAUGAACAAUAUCAAAAUAUUAUUCGACAAAAUAAUAAAUUAUUUUUAAAUGAUAGUAUAAAAGUUAAUAAACGAAUUGUACCACAAAUUAAAGAUGUUGUACCACCACCAUAUGGAUUAUAUCCUGAAUUAUUUGUUGAUACUAAAUUAAUUGAUGAAACAGAAAAAUUAAGAUUAGAAAAAUAUGAAAUUGCAAUCCAAGAAGAUGAAGAAAUAAAUGAUGUUGAAAAAAGUUGUAAAGUAAAUGAAUUAGAAUUAGUCUUUGGUACUGAUUGUUCAAUGAUUGGUAAAUAUAUUGAUAUGUUGAAAAAAACACAAAAAAUAGAAUAUGGAUUAUGUGCAACUCUUUUUGCAUCUACAACUCAUCCUGACUUAUUAGAAAAUACAAUAAAUGAUGUCAUUGAUGAAUUAUUAAAUAUUAGACAUGAAGAAGAAGCAAUUCAUCUUCUAGAAAAUAUAGGAAAUUAUCAAUCAGCUUGUCAAUUGAUGAUUCAAACAGGAAAAGUUUUUCAAGCAGCUUAUGCAUCAACAACUUUACUGCCAUUGGAUAAAACAGUACCUUCAAUUUAUAUUCCUUAUGUUGUUCAACAAUUAGGAAAAGGAUAUUAUAUUCCAGCAGCAAUUAAUUUAAUGAAAGUAGGUGGAUUUAUUGAUGCAAUCAGAAUUUUAUUAAAAGGAAAUUAUAUCGAAUUGAGUGCAUUAUUACUUAAUGUAUUAUUAGCAGAAAAUAUGGUAAGUCUUGAUGAACAAAUUGAAGUCAAUUUAAAAACAAUUAUAUUUCAAUCACCAAUUAAUGUUACAACUUUUAGAGAAUUAUGUCGUGUGGUUUAUGAAAAGUACAUUUCAAUAUUAUUGAAUGACCUUGAAAUUCCUUCAUUAGCAGAGUUUUAUUCAAUUAGAUUGAGACUGUUAGACUAA
Entamoeba nuttalli P19 is the source of this 1989-nucleotide messenger RNA. RefSeq lists its product as hypothetical. The transcript has a single exon. Gene Ontology annotation, molecular function: protein binding. The record is from RefSeq and is a predicted model, not a curated record. Gene Ontology annotation, cellular component: cytoplasm. Lineage: Eukaryota; Evosea; Mastigamoebida; Endamoebidae. The coding region runs from base 1 to 1989 and encodes 662 amino acids.